CAGUGGUUCUGCUUUGGAAGACCACCAGUUUUCAUAGGUGACUGGCUCCAGCACUCGUUGCAGGAUGAGCAGUAAGAUCAUAUUUUAUGAGGACAGGAACUUCCAGGGUCGCUCCUAUGAGUGUGACACCGACUGCCCUGAUAUGCACCCCCACUUCAGCCGCUGCAAUUCCAUCAAGGUGGAGAGUGGCUGCUGGGUGCUGUAUGAGAAGCCCAACUAUAUGGGCUACCAGUAUGUCCUGACCCGCGGGGAGUACCCAGACUACCAGCGCUGGAUGGGCUACAACGACACCAUCCGCUCCUGCCGUACUUUCUCUUAUGCCAGCGAGGGCCCCUACCGCAUGCGCAUCUACGAGAGGACCAACUUCCAGGGUCAGAUGAUGGAGUUCAGCGAGGACUGUGAGUCAGUGCAGGAACAUUUUCACAGCCGUGACAUCUCCUCCUGCAACGUCAUGGACGGCUACUGGACCCUGUACGAGCACCCCAAUUACCGUGGCCGGCAGUACUUCAUGAGGCCUGGAGAGUACCGCAAGUUCAGUGACUGGGGGGCCACCUGUGCCUCCACCGGGUCCUUCCGCAGAAUCACAGAGUUUUAAUGUAGAGUCUCACUUGAUUUUAUUUACAUUUCAGUUUCAUUGAAAGCUGCCUCGAGAGCCACGUGUAUUGGUGGAAACUCGUAAUGUUAAAAUCAUGUGGAGUGAGAUGGUGAAGAAACU
Molecule: messenger RNA, 715 nt
Organism: Monopterus albus (swamp eel)
Lineage: Eukaryota; Metazoa; Chordata; Actinopteri; Synbranchiformes; Synbranchidae
Product: gamma-crystallin M2-like
Exons: 3
Coding region: 65-595 (176 amino acids)
Biological process (GO): lens development in camera-type eye; visual perception
Molecular function (GO): structural constituent of eye lens
Source: RefSeq, a predicted model, not a curated record